This is a messenger RNA of Mycena citricolor, 1509 nucleotides long. NCBI's taxonomy places the organism in Eukaryota, Fungi, Basidiomycota, Agaricomycetes, Agaricales, Mycenaceae. The record is from the annotation of a GenBank genome assembly.
AUGCUUGACACCCUUGACCCAAAAUGGGACCCAAGGCAGCCGCAACCGGAAGACUACGAAGGAAGGAUGAACCCCCAAACCCUAGACACGCAACAAGGGGAAGGAAUAUCAAUAGAAAUAGACCAACGACUCACAACGAAGGGCACAGUGGGUGACACAUUUCGCAUCUUCACAGAAGACAUAACCAACAACAGUGCAUCAGCACCCAACCGAGAACACUGGGGAAACCCAGACGAUAUUGACGAGAUAGUCGUAUAUACAGACGGGUCGGCGACAGGCAAUGGGAGCGCAACUGCAGAGGCAGGAUCUGGGAUAUGGUUUGGAGUGGACAAUAUCCGCAAUAGAUCAAUAAAAGUUCCAAAAGAACUGAGACCCUCAAACCAAGUGGCCGAACUCCUCGCAGUAAAGGAGGCAGUAGAGAUAUGUCCACCAGCGGCCCCUCUGCACAUCAAAACAGACUCAAUGUACACGAUCAAUGCCCUGACAAAAAGCAUGCAGAAAGCAGAAGACACGGGGUUCCACCUCAUGGACAACGGAGACGUAGUCAGACUUACAAUCACCAAAGUGCGCAACCGAAGAGCGAGAACAAGACUGACGUGGGUGAAGGGACACGCAGGGAUAGAAGGUAACGAAGAGGCAGACAAGCUGGCAGAUAUAGGGCGGACAAAACAAGACCCAGACAUCAUCGACUCCCAGGUCGACCCAGCACUCAGACUCCCUGGUGCAAAACUCAAGGCUAUGACCCAGUCGAUAGCAUACAAGAUCAUCCGAAAGAAGAAGAUGAUGGCCGAAAGAUAUGAAGACGCAUUAGAAAGAAGAGCAACAAGGAAAAACAUCGAACGGGCUGUUGAAGCGACAAGAGAUAACGAGACAGGCCACACAGCAACAGAAGGCAAGAUCUGGAAGUCCACCAGACAUACCGACUUCUCGCGAAGCGUCCGCUACUUCUUGUGGAUGCUUAUCCACGAUGGCUACAAGGUCGGCAACCACUGGACCAAAAUCCCGGGCCACGAAGAGAAAGCCUCAUGCGCCCACUGUGGAGACCAUAUAACCGAAAACAUGGAGCAUAUCUUGUUCGAGUGCGAGGCACAAGGCCAGAAAACCGUAUGGGAGCUAGCCAACGAGUUAUGGAUGAUGAAAACAAGCACACCACUCAACGUGUCAAUUGCUGACCUAAUGGCAUGCGGCACCGUGUCAAAAGGCAACGAAGGAACGUCCCGCCUCUUCCGAAUCCUUGUAUCAGAGUCGGCACAUCUCAUAUGGAGAAUCCGAUGUGAAAGAGUCAUACAAGAGAAAGACGAGGCAACGAUCCCCGAGAUACGGAACAGAUGGAUAAACAAGAUGAACACAAGACUAUUACUAGACUGCAAACUGUCCAAUGAAGCAAAAUACGGUACGAAACACAUAAAGGCUUCACUGGUCCGGAAAACUUGCACCUCAGUUACCACCGCCAUCACGCGGUUCUCCCCCCGCGGGGUACCUACUGGGUACCCUCAGACGUCUUGCUGA